Messenger RNA from Diospyros lotus (date-plum), 801 nucleotides. RefSeq lists its product as uncharacterized. The transcript is spliced from 3 exons. Lineage: Eukaryota; Viridiplantae; Streptophyta; Magnoliopsida; Ericales; Ebenaceae. Bases 1 to 801 code for a protein of 266 amino acids. The record is from RefSeq and is a predicted model, not a curated record.
AUGCAUAAAGGUCAUAACCGUGUCACUGCAAGUUCCUACCAAAGUGUUGACAAAGAUGGGAACAAGAAAGAGGUUGAUGAAAUCAAGAUAUACUAUGAUUGUCGAUAUAUUUCACCUUGUGAGCCUGCUUGGCGGAUAUUUGGGUUCGACUUUCAUUUCAGGGAUCCUCCAGUUGAGCAUCUGUCUUUUCAUCUCCCUAAUCAACAGAGUGUUAUAUUUUCAGAUUAUGACCCAAUUCAAAAUGUUAUGAAUCAUCCAACUAUUAGACAUAAUAUGUUCACUGAAUGGAUGGAAGCAAACAAAAAGUACGAAUGGGCUAGGGAGCUUACAUACGUUGAGUUUCCAACAAAGUUUGUUUGGAAUAAUAGUGGCAGAGAGUGGCAACCAAGGAAAAAAGGCUUUUCAAUAGGGCGAAUGUUCUAUGUUAUUCUUGGUACUGGAGAACUCUAUUACUUGAGAACUUUGUUGACUAUUGUUCGCGACGCUACAACAUAUGAUGAUAUCAAGACUGUCAAUGGUGUGUACCUGUUAGACGACAUACUCUAUAAGCGUCAUAGUGUCCUGGGUCAUGCAGAUAUUCAGUUGACAAAUAAUGAAAUUCAAAGUUAUGCUUUGUUGGAAAUUGAAAAAAUAUUACAAGGAUGGGGUAAGAGUCUCCGUGAGUUUGAUGGAAUGCCAUUUCCUGACGAUGUUGAUGAAUUGGUGUCUGGAAAUAGGCUUAUAUAUGACGAGCUAUCGUACGAAAGGAAAAAAUUGACAGAGGAUCAUAAAAAUUAUGUCAACCAGUUGACUGAUGAGUAG